This is a messenger RNA of Rodentolepis nana, 420 nucleotides long. The record is from the annotation of a GenBank genome assembly. Lineage: Eukaryota; Metazoa; Platyhelminthes; Cestoda; Cyclophyllidea; Hymenolepididae.
AUGGCGUCAGCCGCUCACAAUCUAACCCCGCGCCAACUGGAAGAACUCCGAGAUAUUUUCAACUGUUUCGAUGCAGACGGAAACGGUACAAUAAGCAAAGAAGAGUUCUCCAAAAUUCUCAGUGUUGUCAGUUUAAAUCCCUCCACUGUACAAAUUGAACUGCUCAUGAGCCAAGUGGAUAUAAAUGGUGAUGGUCAAAUAGCUUUUGACGAAUUCGUCGAGUGUUUCGGCGCUAAUGAACUGACUUCCGCUCCCGAUGUUACAACUUUACAGGAAACUUUCCGAGUUUUUGACAAGGAUAAUGAUGGUUAUAUAACAUCCGCCGAACUUCAAACUGUGCUUCAACAGAUGGGUCUGGAAGUUACCGGUAUGUUCAAUGAACUUAAUUUUCUCAAUAUUUCGAUCAUUCUGAUUAGCUGA